Molecule: messenger RNA, 23902 nt
Organism: Pelobates cultripes (western spadefoot toad)
Lineage: Eukaryota; Metazoa; Chordata; Amphibia; Anura; Pelobatidae
Source: the annotation of a GenBank genome assembly
AUGUCGGCUUUCUCUGUGGAUCCUUUUGGUAAGUAUUGAUUGCAUAUUAUGGUGUUCAGAUCUGAUGCUGGUACCAGGGGUAGAGUGGCAGCACUAGGGGCUUGGAGACAGAGGUAGGAGGUAUAUCACACAAUUCUGGGGAAAAAUAUACCCCUGCUUUGAAAAACAUUCCCAUGUAAAUUAAUCUAGUAGGAAUUGGUUGAGGCAGGAGGCAAGAAAGUAAAAGGUUCUAAGAAAACAUUGGUUUGGUUAGAGUAACCCUUCCUAUCCUCUCUUUCCCUUAACUCCCCAAAAGACAAACUUCUCCUGCUCCAACACAGAGGCCAAGUUCUCCCCUCAGCCUGAUCCUCCUAGCUAUCAGGGAAAGAGAAGGGCAACAUGGCUAUCCGAUAUCAAUGUCCAAAAUCAUUGAAGUAAUCAUUUAAAUAGUAAUCGGUUUAGGAGCUGUUAUUUCUUAAAUGGGCAGUCUAGACAACUCACAGCAUCCUAUAACACAGAUCUAACUAAAAAAAAAAAAAAUAAACAAAUCCUACUUUUGUGGUUAUAGAUUGUCCCUAUUAGAAUUUUAUUUUUAUUCUGGGUGCUAGUGUUGAGUUCUGUCUAAAGAAAUACAGAAUUGGUAUACUAAUGCAGAACCUGAGAAGAUCUGGACUUAGGUAAGAAUAAUUUAGUUAUGUGCCCCUUUAAAAGUUAACUUACGUCUGGUUUACUUUAAAUCACUUAAAUUAAAGGCACACAAGCAACAAAACAACUUUGGUUUAAAAAAAUGAUCACUCCAAACACCAUAAUCACUACAGUCUGAAACUAUUGAUGUAGUCUCUUGAGUUUUCUCAAACCACUUAAAUUUGUUUCAGUAAACCCCUCAACUUUCUUUUUACUAUGUCUGGCAGAGAGGAAGGGGCUUAGGUUGUUGGGGAAGACUUAUUUUGCAUACAUUUUUGGUGGAAAGAUUUCAGGUAUUGUUAUGGUCCUCAUAUCUAGGGAGCUUACAUUGUACAUGAGUAAAAAGGCAAGUUUUCUUUUAAUACUCUGAAUGUCUAACACUUGUGAGACCGCUACAGGGAUUUACAAAGUCUAAUUUUAGUUGCCCAUAGCUCCUCAUGUGUAGUCAGGUUGUUAAGUCUAGAGAUGGGAAGGCUUGGUAAAAUAAAAACUGGUGAGGAAAAAAUAUAAAUUUUGUGUGUGUGUGUAGAUAUUUAAUGCAAUGUUAAACAAAAAAUCUGCACACUAGUCAAGCCAUAAGACUUGCUUUUCCCACAGGAAUCACAAAUUUGCAGUGAUACUUCUACCACAAAGGAUUCUGGUUGGGCAUGUGCAAAUUAGACUUUUGUUUAACAUUGUAUUAACUAUCCACAGACUUCAGGUGGAAGGGAUUUCUUUCUGACAUAUGGUGGCAGUACAUGUGGGUUUUGCCCCUUUCCUGUGGACAAGCAUCUAACAAGAUUAAUUAAAUUAACAAACCCCUCCCCCUUGCCCUAUAAAAGGGGUUAUCCGGCAAAACCUACCUCAGUUUUUCCUUUCUUGUCCCGAGAGGGAAGGACACAGCAUCUGGAGGGUGAGAGACACAGGCUGCUGGUCUGGGGGGAAUCCGGUCCGAGAGCUGCCCGGGCGGUUAGCUGAGAGACCAUGCUCCUUCCGUUAUGGUUACGGAGCAAGUGGAUACGUUGCCUUUUAUGCCGAGAGUGUUCCGGCGAGUACUUCCUGGAGGCGGUCUUGAGGCACAGGUACAACUGAUGAAAGCCUGCGCACAGUGGUGGAACGCACGCCCGGGAGGUAAUGCGUUCCGGUGGCGCGCAUACCAAAACUUUAUUUUAAAAAAAGCCGCAAAAUUUGAUGCUCUGCGUAGAUGAAUCUGAGCAGUACCCACUGACCGCAUGGAUGCUUGCCAGAAGUGGUACGCCAUGUCACCAGCCCCACACAGGGCUCAGGCAUUUUGAGGUAAGAUUAAUUAAUUCAUCUUUCCUUCAAAAUGAUCUCUGUAAAUGUUUAUACACUUAAUUUACAAGGAGUAUGAAGCUACGAGGAAAAGAAGAGGACGAAGAGUGUUAACAAGCUUUUAUUUCAGGGUAAUGUUUUGGACCACUUUCCCUAUAGUGAAAGUUUCGGCAUUUAAACCCUAUGGACAUAGUGCUGAUAUCUCCUGCAAAGACACAGUGUGUGUCCACUAUAUGCUCUAUGUAUGAGUUUCUGUGAGCAGUGUAUAUACCCACUAUAUGCUCUGACGAGUUACUGUGAGCAGUAUAUGUGCCCACUAUAUGCUCUAUGACAAGUUACUGGGAGCAGUAUAUGUACCCACUAUAUGCUCUGACAAGUUACUGGGAGCAGUAUAUGUACCUAUUAUAUGCUCUAUGACAAGUUACUGGAAACAGUAUAUGUACCCACUAUAUGCUCUAGGACGAGUUACUGGGAGCAGUUUAUGUACCCACUAUAUAUGCUCUGACGAGUUACUGGGAGCAGUUUAUGUACCCACUAUAUAUGCUCUGACGAGUUACUGGGAGCAGUUUAUGUACCCACUAUAUAUGCUCUGACUAGUUACUGGGAGCAGUUUAUGUACCCACUAUAUAUGCUCUGACGAGUUACUGGGAGCAGUUUAUGUACCCACUAUAUAUGCUCUAUGACGAGUUGCUGUGAGCAGUAUAUGUACCCACUCUAUGCUCUAUGAUGGGUGGCUGGGAAGACUCAGCUUCAGUAUAUGUAUCCACUCUAUGCUCUGUGCAUGAGUUUCUAUGAGGGCUCAGCCUAUAGGCUCUUUGUAUGAGUUUUUAUGAGGACAAAACCUCUAUCGAUGUAUCCACUAUAUGUUCUAUGACGCCUUGAUAUGUAUCCACUUCAUUAUAAGCGCUAUGUAUGCGUUUCUAUGAGGACUCAGCCUCCGUAUAUGCUCUAUUUAGGAGUUACUGUGAGGACUCAGCCUCAGUAUAUGUAUCCACUAUUUGCUAUGAGUAUUAUGAGGACUCAGCCUCUGUAUAUGUAUCCACUAUAUACUCUGUCGAGUUUGUGAGGACUUGGCUUCAGUAUAUGUAGCCACUAUAGGCGUUAUGUAUGAGUUACUAGGAGGACUCUGCCACAUUAUUUGUACCCACGAUAUGCUCAAUGUAUGAGUUUAAUUAUGAGGACACAGCCUCUGUAUAUGUAUCCACUGUAUGCUCUAUGACGAGUUGAUGUGAGGACUUUGCUUCAGUAGAUGUAGCUACUAUAUGCGCUAUAUGUGAGUGUCUAUGAGGGUUCAGUUUUCGGUAGAUGUACCUUUUAUAUACUUUAUGUAUGAGUUCUGAGAACACAGCCUCAGUAUAAUGCCCAAGUUAUAGUUACUAUAAGAACAUAACCUCCUGUAUAUGUAUCCUCUAUAUGCUUUAUGUAUGAGGUACUGGGAAGACAGGGCCUCAGUAUAUGUCUUUACUAGAUGCUCUAUGGAUGAGUUACGAGGAGGUUACUGCCUCAGUUUAUGUAUCCUUAUUAGGCUCUAUAUAUGAGUGUCUGUGAGGACGCUGCCUCGGUAUAUGUAUCCACAGGAAUUGCGUAACCUUGGUAUAUAGCAUAUGUUGUCUAGGUAUGCUUUCUGUUUGAACAGAUUCAGUAUAUGUGACUGAUAUCUCUGGGCAUUAUGAACGGUUAAGAGACACCCACAAGGUAUGUGAUUUCAGGGCAAACCUAUCAGUUACUUUACUAGCAGGAGCUGCCAUAACCGGAGAUAUUAGUGGGGGGGGGGUUUUGUUUGUUUUUGUUUUUUUUGUUUGUUUUUGUUUUUUUUGCUCAACGAACUGCAGAACAUAAUUCCUGGAGACAGGAUUAAUCUCUGCUCCAAUCGUUUCAUAAUUUGCAGUUGUCAAGAAAAAUCCCUUUUUCUCUUUAUGACUGUGGAUGUUUGGUUUAUGGUUGAGAUCAUAGAUGAUGAUACCGCAUCAAAAUUGGUCCUUUGUGAGCUUCCCUUGGGUAAGCAGAAGCUGUUUGGGUCUCACUUGAAGAAAAUCUUAACAUAAUUUAGAGCCUAAGAAUAUACUGAGCAAAUUCCGAUAAAUUGAAACAGGAGAUUAGAGUCUGGAGAGGAAAUUUGGUGUUCCAGACAUGGCCCUGUUGGCAAGCAUUACAAAAACUCAUUGUAAUGUAAUGUCAGGCUGACAUGCGUGCGUCUUCCGCUAUUUCCAAGUUGUCUUCGACAAUUAGCGCUGUCGGAGCCUUAUCCUGGUUCUUAUUCCAUUCUGGCCAUACAAGGUUCUGGUUCCCGACGUUCAAGAAGAUGGUCUCCACACAGUGGUAACUUCCAAUCUCGAACGAUCUCAUGAUGAAUAGGAAUCUACCUUAGUGGUUCUGUAGAGGUCCAGGUUAAUGGCCUGGCUACUGCUAGGUUACUUCAUCAUCUAGGUCUGCAAGAAGAUAGUUUUGGUUGUGUUGCUUUGAUAAUCUAGAUUUCCUGCUUUAAAUGUCUACUUUCUAAUAAAGGUUUUUUUUUUUUUUUUAGACCCAUGCUUUAAUGUCUUCAGAAUAUUUUUCUGCAGGCUUCAGUGUUUUCUGCUUUGAGGUUCAGUCCUCAAUCCUGAGAAUCCUGCUGAAAUAAGAUUUUGCAUCCAUAUGUUAAGCUUAAGGUUUUUUUUGUAAUCUGCCAGGUCCAGACAUCCUCCUAGAGUUCUGUUUUUCCUUCCUGGGAUUUAUCCUUUAAUUUUACUGGCUCUUGGUAGCACUCUUUCGAUCCUGUGAAAAGGUUUCCCUUACAAGUUUCGUUCCUCUAGACCACCUUCUUGGGGGCAAUCACAUCGGCUAGAAGGUUCAGUGAGCGUCAGUCAUUUUCAUCCCCAUAUGGGUGUUUGUAUUUUAGUUUUUUUUGUUUUUUCCUCCAGUAUUGUUCGUGGACACGGUGGUUCUUCACCCUAAACCUUUCUUUUUUUCUACGGGUUUGUACUACGAGUCACCGUUGGUUUCUGCUUUCCUUUUGGUGGUUAUGCCACAUCUCCUCGGGGGCUUAAAUAGUUUUUUCUUGUAUCUAAAAGGAGCAUUGUAAUAUCUCUCUUCCGAGGACUGAAGAGUUCAGGUAUUCUGGCCAUCUGUUUGUUAUCCUCCUGCAAUUCUUUGUUUCAAUUGACUCAGAUGAGUGAGUAGGUUGGCAGUUUUCUCACGGUGGUCUUCAAGUUCCGGUUUCUCUCACGGCUCUUUACAUUUGGGGUAUUGGCUGCCUCAGGGGCAGUAAGAGCUCUUGUUUCUUCCAGUGGACAUCUGUGAGGCACCGUCUUGGGUUGCCUUUCCACAUUUUCAUUAAACUCUACAGGCUAGAGAUAUUCUCAUCCUCUGAAACAGUCUUUGGGUGUAAAGGUUGCUGUGGCAAACCUAGCCACUUAUAGACUUACACCGUAUAUUCAAGCCAACUGUAUCUGCCUGCUACUGUUCAUUUUAUUGUGCAAUGUAUGCGGCAUUCGUGUGUUACAGCACACAAAUACCGCUUAUGUUAAGUCUGGUUAUCCACGAGCAGUGAAUCAUCGCACUGUUUGUGGAAUAAGCAAAGUACUGAAUGGGAGACCACCCAUAGCUGGUCGUGUCUCCCAUUAAGUACUUUGCAACAUUGUAUCUCUGUUAAUUGCAGUCUGUUGCGGGUGUCCACCAUUCGUGUACCGAACACGAGGCGGCUGCCAUCUUUGUUCGCGGAAAGUCAGCGGGGUUUUGUCGUUGAGUGCCUGAAACUAAAAUCGGCUACUCUGCAACACAAGCCCCGCUGGACUUCUGAGCCGUUCGGGAGUUUGACGCUUUUGGGACUUUCCUUCCCUCAGUUCAGGCAAUGGGUUAAACAAAUUGGCCCUGAUAAGGGAAACUGAACCAUGUUCGGUUAUUUGUGCUGGGAUCUGAGUGCAAGUUCCCAUAACUGUGCGCCAAGGUCCCAGCUAUGUAAUGGUUAAAUAGCUGUCUAGCUCAAAUAUUAUGUUGGUUAUGGAUUUUAAUAUAAAAAAAAGAUUUCUCUGUAUCAAGGGAUAAUCCCGUUAGCAAUGCAUUCUGGGAUAAUUAUCUCCUUGGUACAGCAAUGUAUGCUGGGUACUCUGGCUGUAAAACUAAGUGCCCCAUGUAGUCCCCUACGGGACAAACCCUGGAUUGUGAAUUGGGAAACCCCAUACAAUUGUAACCACAUAAAUACUGUGCCUGUAAUUAAAAACCUUAGUUGACCUCCAAGUUAUGUGUCGUCUAGUUCUUGGGAGAAAGGGAUUAUUACUACGCUACCUGUGUUUUACCUGAUUAUCCUGACUACCAGCAGAGAGAUACCGUGGAUUAACCCCCUACUACUCCGCUACAGUUGCGACCUGGUGUGACAUUGGACCCGCCCGGGUUGGGGAUCUUGCAAUAUCUCACAUGUACUGCCACCAUAUGACAGAAAAAACAGAAAUUUUUACUUAACGUAAAUUCUUUUUUCUUAAUAUGGUGGCAGUACAGCUUCCCUCCCUCUAUAUUAUAUUUUCUUGAUUACAGUAUAAGUUUUAUCUGUGGUUUUUCUUGUUACUUACUGAAGUAAGUUUUGCCAGAUAGCCCUUUUAUAGGGCAAACGGGAGGGGUUUGUUGAUUUAAUUAAUCUUGUUAGAUGCUUGUCCACAGGAAAGGGGCAAAACCCACAUGUAGUGCCACCAUAUUGAGAGAAAAAAAGAAUAUAUGUAAAAAGUAAAAUUUUCUGUUUUCAAUUACAAUUUUUGUCCACCAUACUUUUUUUUUUUUUUUAGAGAGAGAGCUUUUCAACUAUCUAAUGUUCCUUUCACUGUUCACCACCACAUACACUUCUAAUUUUGCCUUAAAGAGAUUGCAAAAAAUAGUGUAUGGAAUGUUAAAUUACAGUGCUAAAUGUUUGACAUGUUCAUAUAUUUAAGGAAACACUAUAGGAUCAGGAACCAUGCAUUCCUGGAACUAUAGUGUUUAAUACACCAUUUAGGUGGCUUGCUCACCCCCCUUAGAAAAUGUUAAAACUCACUUUAUUUCCAGCCCAAUGCUCCGCCUCUGACAUCAAAACAUCCCUUUUUACAUUUAUUUAUUUUCAGCCAAUCCAAUGCUUUCCCAUAGGGAAAGCACUGGUUUGGCUGAAAUCGGCAAGGAGGCGGGAUGGGGAAAAUGUAGUGUCUCCAUGCAGAGCGUGGAGUUGCUGAAUGGCACUGCUGCCCACUGUGCAGCACUGCCCCAGGAAGCACCUGCUUUGACCCCUUGGAGGUGUUCCUAGAGGGCAAUGUAAACACUGCCUUUUCUCUGAAAAGGUAGUGUUUGCAUGAAAAUGCUUUAAGUAGUUGUUCUGGUGACUAUGCUGUCCCUUAAAAGCAGCACUGCCACCGUCUGGGGACUUUGCAGAAUUUGCGUUCUACUUAUCUAAACCUGUCCCUUGUUGGCACCGUCAUGUUGUGGCGGGUCUUCUUUAGCCCCUGACGCUUCAGUGCCAUGAGCCGAUGUCACUGCUGUACUCCCAUGCAUGCGCAAGAGUACAGCAUUGAGGUGUAUGUAGGAUACCACAAGACCGCAGGUCAUCCACAGACCACCAAUUUCCUUACAGCCGUCACUGGUGAUGGCUGGGGGAUUGACACUAAUAGAAGGUGGUAGUUCCGCCCAGUAUCUACCCUUCCUAUGGUUUUUAGUCAAAAACACUUCAGGAAGCUUAAAGGGACUCUAGUCACCAAAACAAGUUUAGCUUAAUGAAGCCGUUUUAGUGUAGAUCAGGGGUAGUCAACCUUUUUAUACCUACCGCCCACUAAUUAAUCUUUCUUGAUGGAAACAUUUCUUUACCGCCCACCAGUGCUGCAGUAACUCAAUUUUUUUUUUUUUUUAGUGCAAGUGCAAAAUAUUUUUUAGAAAGGAGGGUUUUUAAAAAAAAUUUACUUACAUUUAUCUUAUUUAUAUUUUAUGCAUGUUUUAUAAUGUGUUUUAACAUUAUGAAGUUAAAUGUGAAAACAAUAAAGUAAAUAGAAAUUACUUUUAACUGGUGAUUAAUGCGAUCCUUGAGGCUAAUGCUGUGAGACUAAAUAUUUGAAAUCCGGCUCAAUUUUCGUAGGGAAUAAACGAAGGUGUCCUCUUUCGGUGAUAUUCAGACGGUUUCUCUGUUUGCUCAUAAUAUGAUUAACCGCACUAAAGCCUGAUUCUACAAGAUAUGUGGUAGGAAAAGGUAUCAAUAAAUUGAAUAUCAAUUUCCACAUAUUUGGAUAUAACGCAGGCAUCUUUUUAUUUUGCCAGAGUUUUUGGUAUCCACCACUGCCGAAAUUACAUUUACUCUUUGUCAUAUUUAAGUUCUAAUAUUUCUUUUUGGCAAGUUAAAUCAACCUCCGCAACACUUGCUGUAAAAGGAUUUAUCAUCCAGUCAUGCACCUUUAAGUUCAAAAUAUCUAGAAAUCGUUUUUCCAUAUCCAAUUUGAGUUCAUUGAGGUGGCUACUGAACCUUUCAAUUCAGGAAAGUGAUGAAAUUCUCUAUUGAAAAUAUUAUGACGGAGAAGAUCAAGCUUUUUGAUGAAUUAUGACACAAUAUGUUUGCAACUUAUGACUUAUAUUGGCUCCUUGAAGCUGCAAUUUAAAUGAUCACUAUAGGGUCAGGAACACAAACUUGUAUUCCCCUCAUGCUUCCAUAAAGAUAGCAAAAUCUUACUGUAUUCAAGCCAGAAGCUGUAACUCUGCAUGCUGUUUGCCUAAAAUAAAAAACAAGCAGUCUGCUGACAUCAUAAGAAGGGUUGGCUUGAUCCAAUCACAAUGCUUCCCCAUAGGAUUGGCUGAGACUGACAAUGAGGCAGAUCAGGGUCAGAGCCAGCAUGAUUCAAACACAGCCCUGGCCAAUCAGCAUGAAUUGAAUCAAUUAAUCUCUAUGAGGAAAGUUCAGUGUCUGCAUGCAGAGGGAGGAGAUAUCAAUAAAUUGAAUAUCAAUUUCCACAUAUUUGGAUAUAAUGCAGGCAUCUUUUUAUUUUGCCAGAGUUUUUGGUAUCCACCACUGCCGAAAUUACAUUUACUCUUUGUCAUAUUUAAGUUCUAAUAUUUCUUUUUGGCAAGUUAAAUCAACCUCCGCAACACUUGCUGUAAAAGGAUUUAUCAUCCAGUCAUGCACCUUUAAGUUCAAAAUAUCUAGAAAUCGUUUUUCCAUAUCCAAUUUGAGUUCAUUGAGGUGGCUACUGAACCUUUCAAUUCAGGAAAGUGAUGAAAUUCUCUAUUGAAAAUAUUACACUUUAUUCGGAUCAGAAUUUCAUUCGAAUGAAUGAAACUCCGAUCCUAUUCUUGCUGUGGCUGCAUCUUGCAGCCGCUUAGUAGAUAACUCCCUAAUUCCCACGGUAUUAGGGAGCUAUCUCCUAAAAGGCUGAAAGACCUAAAUUGGUCUUUCAGCCAACUUUACCAAUACUAAGUAAAAAUUACUUAGUAUUAGUAAAUAAUAUGCCUAUGGCUGCUCACUGUAAAAAAAGUAAGAAAAAAAAAAAAGUAGGUCCCCCUCACAUUCUCACUAUGGCCCCACCCCCUAAACAUAAAAUAACUAACCUGUAAAAUAAAAUAAACUUACCAUUGAGGGUCUUCUUUUUUUUUUUUUUCAAAUCUUCAUUUUUCAGCCCCAAAAAAGGCCAAGUAAAAAAACCAUCAUAACAGUCGAGUUGAAAAUAAAAUAAAAAUCCCGAGCGAAAAAAACCAGACGAAAAAGAAAAAAACCAGAGUGCAAAAAAAUAAUCCAUCUUCACCCAUGGAGGGCUCCGCGCAGACUGAGCUCCGCAGGGCGGGGCAAGGCCCUGCAAUUAGGCGAAGAACACUCUGAUUGGUGGGUUUAAGCCAAUCAGAGUAUCAUUUUACACAGCGUGGGAAAAUUCAAAAGAACUUUCCCACGCUGUGUAAAAUGACAAAGAGCACUGUGAUUGGAUGGAUUUCAAGUGGUGGGGAGCACUGCUCCCUGUCACUUCUAUCUUUACAUAUUACAAGGAGCGAGCUGCGUGCCGGUAGCUCCCUCCUUCUAAUAAACUGCAUGAACACUGAUACACAGUGUUUGUUUGUUCAGCUGAUAUUUCUAUUCAUUCAUUCGGCUGUCUGAUGAAUGAAUAGAUGAAAUUCCCGUUCGCAUGUGCGGGAAUCUCAGUGCUAUAUAGUGUGGGCAGAUGACGUGUCCCACAGGGACUUCAUCUACCCACACAAAGAUGGCGGCGCCCUGAAUAUAGAUUGGGGCAGAAAAUAAGGAAUAAAAAAUAGGUAAUAUGGGGGGCUUAGGGGCAUUUGGGGGUGACUAUGGUGUGUGUUAGAUGUAGUGGAGGCCGGAGGGGGGUUUAAAAAAAAAAACAAAAAACGGAUUCGGCAUGAUAGUGCCGCUUUAAUGAUGAAUGGAGACUUGUACUUAAAUGUUUUCCUACAAUAUGUUGUCUGUGCACAACACAAUGAAUACACAACAUUUGGCACUUCUUAGUAAGAAACAGGCCGACGAUAGCGGCUUAUCAUUGAUGGUGCUCCAUCAGUAGCACAUGCAACAAUAUUGUUCAAGGGUAUAUUAUUUUUUGCAAAGUAUUAUUUCACAGCAUUAAAUAUUGAUAAUCUUUUUGUAUCUGUAAUCAGAUUGACUGUGAAUAACAUUUCUUCUUGCAAUGUAUUCUUAUCUGCAAUGACAGACUCGUCCAAUUGUAUGGAAAAUGAAGAAUUUUGGAGAAUACCUAUAAGUUUAUUUUCAACAUUAGCCGCCAUUUCAUCAAUGUGUCUCUUUACUGUGUUACCGCUAAGGGGCAAUGUUUUUAAAACGUCAGGUAUAUCCUGAUGCAUUACCUGUUGAGAGAAAUUCUUUGAUAGAUAUUAUCAAAGUUUCUCCAAUAUUAUGGCGCUUACUACUUUUUGCAACUAAGUGUGAUAUACGAUAAGCUGCAGUUAAUCCAUCCUCAUUAUUUGCAUGUUUUUGAAAUGAUGCAGCUAUUGAACGAUUUUGAAAUCUUUUAUAGAUUUCUUGAACAUAUUCAAUCGGCUUAUCUUUAUCUUGCAAAUGCUUUGUAGCAAUAUGUUCUCGCAAUCGACUUUGCUUCAUUAUAUAAUGUCUUGUGGCACAGUAAACACAUUGGAAGCUGUUUAUUUGUAACAGAUUCAAUGAAACCCAUCUUCAGAUACUCUGGUAAACGAGCAUAUUUCUUUUUUUCAGACAUGGGUUCUAAAUUUGUUGCUCAAUUUAACAACUAUUCUUACUCUUACCACGUUUUGAUCUGCACUCUGCACAGUGCUUUUUUUCCCCACCCCUCUUUCCCUUUUAUUACAAACUCCAAAAACAAUGCUGUAUUAGGUGCCAAUUUUUUAUUACGUGUCACCAUAAAAAGAAAUUCCCUUUUUCUUUUUUUCUACUUUUCCUGCCUUCUUCUUUACCUUCCUUAUAUUAUAUCAAUAUAUCAGGGGUCUUUUUUUAUUUUAUUUUUAUAUUCUCUCCUUCCUUUACUUAUUUCCCUGCCUUCUUUCUUUAUUUUAUAAGAUGCCAAAACAUGAGCCACUCUAAACAUUGCUUUUGCUCCUCCUUUAUUUUAUUUUUUUAAUUUAUUUAUUUUCAUCUUUUCCUUUUUAUCGCAUAAUUUUUUAUUUAUUUUUUAUUUAUUUUUUUAGGCUUUUCUUUUACCUUCCUUAUGGCAGCGUCCAACAGUAAGGCUGAGCUAGUUAGCCCACAUUAAUAAUAAUAAUGUUGUUGUUGUUGAUAUUAUUAUUCCGUUCUCUCCUUGUCCUGCCUAUAACUUUUCUUUCUCAUAUUUUACAAGUGCUCUGCUCCGCUUAUUUAGUGAAUAUGCUGUAACUUUAUUUCAAACAUACUUUUUAUAAACCCUGCACUUUUUUAUAAGUAACAAAAGUACUUUUAAUUCUGAGUGUAUAGUGUUUGUUUUUUUUUUUUUUUUCAAAGAUUCUGGAAAUUUUACAUCUCUGUUGACCAUGACUUGAAAGUAACUAGCGUUUUAAGGCAAAAAUACACUGCCCAUAAAACCUAUAUCCAGAUAGUGUCGGUUUUGCUUUUCUCAAGCAUAUCUCAAAUACAAGUAUACUUAACAGUAUUUCAAGCAAGAUAUUCCACACUUACAUAUUUACUAGGGAUCUUGUUUUAGAGUAGCCAGCAAUCUUCCCGAGUAAUAAAAGCAAACUUUGUUUCUCUCCAUAUAGGAGGUGAACCAAUGGCGCUCGGAUCACCAACAUCUCCAAAACUUGGCGCCAGUGCCCAGUUUCUACCUGGCUUUUUAAUGGGAGAUAUACCAAUGCCUUCAACACCACAGCCACGUCCACCAUUGGGGGUAAUGGAGAUGCGGUCUCCUAUGCUUUCAGGUAAUCAGAAAUUCUGUUCGCCCAAAAAAAUUACACAAGUAUGUUCAUCGAGUUGAAUGUGCACAGGUGUAUUCACUUCACAUUGGGCAAGCCCGAGGAUGUACUUGUCAUUUAUGAUCUCAGUCACGGCAAUGGAUCAGGUUUUUAUGAUCACUUGGCUUGUGUCAUGCAUGUGUAUGUCAAAUAGUUUCUUGUGAUAACUGUUCUAGGUGGAUCUCCUCCUCAGUCUGUAGUUUCUACGCAUAAAGAGAAGAGUGGGGCACCUCCUGUUGGAAGUAUUUAUGAUGACUUUUCAAGCCCAGUUUUUGGUUCCACACUGUUAAGUGCAAGAAAACCGGUAAAGUAGCAAGUUAUUCUAUUCAUCCUAAAUGUAUGCAGUCGGAUGCUAAAAUAUACUAGGGAACUUUUUGCAUAAUGUGUACAGAAAAAAACAAGUAACAGUAUGGCGCUAAAAAUAUAUUACAAAAUAAAUACAAAUAUAUUUGAAAAAAGCAGAACUAUAUAAUGUAAAAAAAGCUCCAAUCACAUGUAUCAACAUAAAAAAAUAAACUUUUUGUAUACUGCAUUUCAACAGUAUACAUGCAUUAUGUACUAGUGCAGUCAUUGUGUUUUUUCUUGUUUGUUUUUUUUUUUGUUAAAUGAAAGUAUACAGUUUUAUUAGCAACAUUUAAUCUGAGAUUAAAUCUUUCUCAUACAGGUCAACUUCUCUGGGGUCCAAACUCCAUCAUCUGCUGCAAUUCCUUCAACUCCAGGUGCAGGUAUGCUUGUUUAAAGGGAUACAGAAGACAGGAAUGUAUUUUUUUUUUUUUUUUUUUGUUCCUGUAAAAUCUAUGCAUUACUAAAAUCUAUCUCUCAGGGCUCAGAAUUUCCAAUAGCCAUUGGCAAGUUAAAAUUUAGCCUGGUUUGCAUACGAUGGCUUGCAGUGACAAGUACUUUCUAAGGCCUGGCUAGCAGUAAAGGAAUUCAAAUAUUAAGCCGCAUGUGAGGAGUUUCUGGAUGGGGAAUUAUGGCAUAGGUAGUUGAUCCCCCAGCUAGUGUUCCACUUAUCGCACCGGAUAUAUAGAAAAAUUUGAUAGAAGCUAUGGGAAGGAGGAAAUAAUUCCUGUUUUGUAGUCAUGACCAACAGAAAAUCAAAUUUUUAUUUUUUAUUUUUUUUUGUGUUGUCACAAAUAUCGUGUGCAUGGGAAAUAAAAUUCAGUUUGGAUGUACAAAGUUUUGUCAAUAUUGCAUUUCAAUUCAGAUUAACUGCGUCCACACGAUGUGGGGGAGAGGGGGAAUGAUUCUGACAAAGCGAAACGGUGAGAAUAUACUAUUUGUGUACUGCAGUGCGGAAAACUCCAAUAUUGGUUGGCCUUAUGGCAAGGCAAUAACUGGCAUUUUGUUUGCAAUGAAAAAUUUGAGUUGCCCAUAUUACAUUAUCUAAUUUAUUUAAAUUUUUUUUUUUUUUUUGAGAAAUUUUCAAAUUCUUUUAUUUUUGUAAAGUUUAUGAAGAAAGCAGAGCAUUGGCAGGAGUAAUUUUAAUUUGAGAAAAGGAGUUUUUUGUUCUAAAGGGGGGAAAAUGUUUUUCCCAAACUUCAGAUCUGUAGUGUGAGUGAUUGUCCAGGGAACAGUGACCAUUGGCUAAUAGCAACCCAUCUAGGCAAGCUGAAACCACUACCAUUUGAAAAGAAUUUUAAGAGGGGGAGCAACAGCAGGAUGAGUAAUUUUAAUAUGAAAACAAGAGGGUUUUAUAUAUUUUCACCACAAGCAGUUUAGCAUAAUUUUUUAGAAAAUGUGAAAACUUUUGAAGAGAGGUAAGUGGGCAACGGAAUCUCAGCUAGCAGAUCACACCAUGUAUUAAACUGGAAAGCGGAGGUAACCAAAGGUGGAGAGAUGAAACUUGGGGGAAGCUUUGUUCCAUCAGUUGCGUGAGUAUUUAGAAGCGAGCACCAGUUAUGGGCUAUUUCUCUCUUUUGCACAGAUACUCUUUGACACAUGACAUGUGACAUGUCAUGAUUCCCUUUUAUUCCAGAAGUUUGGUCCUUAAGGGGUUAAGUAGAUCAUUUAGCCUCCUGGCCAGUGCUGCUAUAUUGAUGUACAGUGUGCCACCAGGAAUAACUUCCCUGUUUUCCCUCCAGAUUAGAGGCAGUGCACUACACAUGGGAUAUCCUCUAGUCUGGACAGGUAAGGCAGGCAGACACUUAAAAUUAAAAUGGUUCUCUGCUCCAAUCCACAACCCCAGUUGGCCCUUGGCAGGAUACAAGGGCAAUCACCUUUGUGUCUCCAGGAUUUGGAGAGUUGGCUGAGGAGGACUCUGUCCAGGCUAAUUCAGAAGAUACAGAACAGGUCUGACUCCUAGAUGGAACACUCCUUGGGUGGGAGGCCCUGGCAGUGGAACACACACACACAUUGCGAUUGCGCAUGCGCAAUGUGAUCUUCAAAUUCAGACGCAAACAUUUUUAAUAGUUUCGUGGUUUCCAGGACCAUUUAGGAUGUCAAAACCAGCAUCUGUUUGCCAGAUGCUCUCACUUCUGUUGCAGUGUGCUCUCUCCAGCACACUCCGAGGCCAUUAAGGUAAGACUCUUGUUUUGUCUUAUGGUCUCUUGCCAGAAAUAUUUUUUUUUUUUUUUUUCUCCCCUUCUUCCUCAUAACUGCCUCCAUCUUCAUUGGGUAGGUGACCUGGCAUUCUAGUGUCUCAAGUUUUCUAUUUUGUAAAUGUUUACAGAAACCUCCAGUGUCCAGUCCUUAAAGGGCCACUAUAGUCACCUGAACAACUACAGCUUAAUGUAAUUUCAGAGAAAAUACAGUGUUUACAUUGAUAGAAAUACCUCCAGUGGUCGUCCCUCAGACGGCCACCAGAGGGACUUCCUAUCAUGUAUGGCCCUAAAAAGGCCAUGUACACGUCAGACGUAUUAAAAUACGUCUGACGUGUGCAGGAGAGAGAAGGCAAUGUGUGUGUGCCUUCUCUCUCCUGCCUGUCAGCAGAGGAGAGGGGGCAGGCAAAGACCACGAGCUAAGCUGUCCGCUCAGCUUGCGACCGCGUGCAUGCGCGGUAGUGCGCUCAGGACUUUAUAGGGUGGCAUGAAUGCCACCCAAUGAAGUAUGUGCGGCAAAGCCGCGCAUGCGCACAAGGGAGCAAUGACACUUCCGAAUGGAAGCGUCUGAUUGCUCGCGCCCACCUAUUUAGUCAUUUUGACGAAAUAGGGGGUGCGGCUUCGCAAGGCUCCCGGUGCUGGAACGAGGUGAGUAAAAAAGUGCAAAUGCUUCAACCCUAGGUCUAUAGUCACAAACCAGACACUAAACACAAUAUGCAAUAACACAAAAUAAAGGGUGCGCAAUAAUAACCACCAACACACAGUGAUGUAUACUUAUUAUAGGAUGUAUUGUAUACAUCAAAGCAACCUGAUUUACUGAUAAGCCAAUACAACCAGAGCCUGCUAUAUGUGGCUCUGGAAACUGUGAGUGAUCUAUACCUAUACACCAAAACUGCUUCAUUAAGCAAAAGUUGUUUUGGGGCAUGCAGUGUCCGUCUAAGGUGAAAAUGGUCAAACUGUAAGAUUACGCCAUAAGUCUGCUAGACUUUCCAUUCAGCUACUAUGGCCCUAAAUUUUAAAGUACAUUUGAAUUCCUACUUUAGUAAAUAACCUUGUUAGUCUACAUAUACUGUGUUCUUCUCAUCUAAUUAUAGACUAUUGUUAAAACUUAAAAUAAACUCCAGUAAGUGAUUUAAAAUUUUAAUUGUAUUUCUUUUACAGCUUCUUGUGUCUUUAGUCCAGCAACUGUUGGGCAAAGUGGUAAAGCUGCCCUUUCCCCUGCACAGAUGGAUCCAUUCUACACACAGGGUGAUACAUUGACUUCAGACGAUCAGUUAGAUGAUACAUGGGUGACUGUAUUUGGGUAAGUAAGAGAAGUACUUCGUUUCUAGUUCCUAUCUAAUUUUGUGUGUUUUGUUUGCUACUUUAAACCUGUAUGUUAAGUAAAUGCCACUACCAUCCUCUGAAUUUUAAAUGACUAUAAAUUUGGAGUCUCUCCACACUGGGGUGUAAAUAUUUACUAUUCCUAAAUUAGUAAUUAAUUUAAUGAGUUCUUUAAAAAUAGACCCUGUAUUGGCCAGUGUUAAGUUCCCUCAUUCCAUGUGCAUUUAAAUUAAUGGAGCAGGAGUGUAAGCAUGCCCCUGAAUCCUGAACUGUUCGAUAAGUCUGGCUUCUUUGUUUCUGCCACAUUCCUCCCCUUGCUUAUAGAGUAAAAUUUUUAUUUUGUAUUCAUUAUUUUGUCAGUUGGAGCGCCUAGCUGAACUGGCAGCAAACGUAGAGAUUUUUCCUGUUUUUGUCUAUUUUGUACUUAAAUUUGUAAUUCACUUUCAAUCCCUGAAAAUUUUCAGUUUAGUGAAUAACCGUGAUCUGUGUCUUUUUCUGAUAUUUAUAGUGAUACAGACCUCUCAUGUGUCUGUGCUUCUUUCUUUCAUGUGGUGUGUACUUUCUCUAUAUGACUAUACCUGUGAGUGCUUUGCAGAUUUGUGGAUUAAAUCCCUAUAGUUCAGAUACACCAACAGUACCCUGGUUACCUCUCACUAUCCUGUGCCUUACCGUGUACAUAUACAUUGCUGGAUGACACUGUCGUAUUCGGCAACAUAUACCUCUUUUGCUUUUAUUACUGUAGAGGACUGUGGUAGGAAGUAGCAUCUGGUCUGUAAAAACGGGUUUUAAACAAUCAAAUUUUAAUCUUCUUUUCAGAUUUCCCCAAGCCUCUGCUUCAUAUAUUCUACUGCAGUUUGCUCAAUAUGGAAACAUAAACAAGCACGUGGUAAAUCGUUUUGUUGGAUUUAAAACUCAAGAUACGCAAUAUGCUGGAUAUUUCCACUGUUGUUGAAUGUAGUAUUUGGAUGAUGUACUAAAAAUAUGCAAAACCAUCUUUUUAACAAAAAGAGGGGACAAUAACUCUCUCCUUUUAAAUUUUCAAAAAACACUAGCACAGGAAUGUGUCUAUAGCUGAUAGACCUCUCCUAGACUAUAAAGAGACUCCAGUAAUGGUGAACCUGCCAUUCUGGAUUUGGGAGGUGUUUGUGGUUUUUGUGCAUGCAAAUUUGUACACUUAUGACUCUCUGGGCAGGGAGACCUGAAUAGGAGGUUAGUACAUUAUAAAUACAAAAAGAGAAGUCCUGCACUCACUCCCAUCACUUCUGGGCCAGCAGCAAUGACUGCAGUACACAUCAGCCCCAAUAUAUAGUAAAAACCAAAGAAAAGAAAGUUACCUGCGCUCUCUCCUUAAUCCCCAUGUAUAUUAUACAAAUGGAGGUCAUUUAGUUGCUCCAAUGGCCAUUGGAGGGAAUGCCUGCCUGCCAACGUCAAGGCAGACCCUCCCCCCUCCAUCCACCCCCUUCCCCUCCCCCUUUCCCCUCCCCCCUUUCCCCUCCCCCCAUCCCCUUCCCCUCCCUUCAGCCUGCUUCCUUGAGAUUCUGGCAAAGAUAUCUCUGAAACAGAGGGGUAUUUUUUAUAUACACCCCUAUAUACUUAUUAACCCUUAAUAGGGAACACAUGGGAUGGGCGGCAGCAUUGUAACAAGGCUGUGUGAUACAAAGUAAAUACAAAUACAAAAAGAGAAGUCCUGCGCUCACUCCAUCACUACUGGGCCGGCAGCAAUGACUACAGUACACAUCAGCCCCAAUAUAUAGUAAAAACCAAAGAAAAGUUACCUGCGCUCUCUCCUUAAUCCCUAUGUAUAUUUAGACAAAUGGAGGUCAUUUAGUUGCUCCAAUGGCCUAUGCUACCAUGUAAAGUUGCCAUAUUUCUUAGACUAACCAUUUAGGCAUUUUCGUAGCUAUUGCUAAUGUGUGAUUUAUUUUUAGAUGUCAAACACUGGAAAUUGGAUGCAUAUACAAUAUCAGUCCAAAUUACAAGCUAGAAAAGCAUUAAGCAAAGACGGAAAAAUUUUCGGUGAAUCUAUUAUGAUUGGUGUGAAACCUUGCAUUGAUAAAGUAAGUAUUGCACUAAAAAACUUCUCCCCCUUAAGUUCAUUGUUUUUUAGACGUUGCAUAAUUGUAAAGUUGCUGGUGUAGAGAAUAACUUGUACCUGCUCUUUAAGUGCCUUAGGGAACUGCUACAGGUGAGAAUUGUUUGGAAUCCAUAGCAGCUAAACAGGAAGCAUAUAUGCUUUUUGGAGACUUUUUCUAGUUCAGCUGUUUGGCGUUAAAUUUGCUUUCUAGUCCUGAUCUCACUUUUGUGAAAAACUCUGUAAGACAGUGAGCAUUAUGCACAUAAUCACUCUGUGCACAUAACUUGUGCUAAUCGCUCUCCCUCGGAACCUGUCUGUUUACAGAGCAGUUAAUUUGUGAUGUGUAAUGAAAGGAUGCCAUUGCGUUACUUUCCAAUGUUCAAAUGAUCUAGUGUGCAGCAAAUUGAUUUCACUAUUGUUGCACAUCAUUUUAUCUUAAUGUUUUUGUUUUGUUUUUUCGAUUUCCCAGAGUGUAAUGGAAAGUGGUGAGAAAAGUCAAUUGUCUUCUGUGUCUACUGUCUUCAGCCCAUCCAUAAAAGCAUUUGACACACCCACACAUCUUGUUGGUACACCAAAGGCAAACUCCAAAAUGCGUCCACUUUCUGCUGCUUAUAGAGCAUCAACUAGUGACUAUCAGGUAGAGUAUUUGAACUAUUCUGCUUUACGUUCUAUGCUGAGGUAACCAAUAGGUUCACUGUUCCUUUUUUCAAAACUACUUAUUUUGUUUUAACCCCUUGAGGACACAUGACAUGUGUGACAUGUCAUGAUUCCCUUUUUUUACAGAAGUUUGGUCCUUAAUGGGGUUAAACAGCGAAAGCUGAGCAAUAACAUAGGAAUUGGUUAGAAUAGGAAAUUUUAAUGCAAUUCCCUUCCACUUGCAUAAUGUAAGUCUACAUCAAAUUCAUUGUUGUGCAAAUUUCUUGUGUGAUCACCCAUUACAAUACUUGUUUAUACGCCUGAAAUGUCCAAUCAAAAAAAGAAACUGUAACAACAAAAUCACGGUCUUUGGAUUUUUCUUCUAAAUUUUCAUAUUGUACAGGAACCUUGACCAAGCUGUUCCAAAACCUACUAAAAGAUCCCUCGAAAUAUGCUAUUUCUUCCAUUAAACUAGUAAAAUUCAUCUUAUUGUAUAAGGUUCCAUGGCUAGGUGGGUUCCAGCCUGUUCCUAGUUACCUGAUGUGACAAACUCCUCUUUUCCUGUGAGUUUGCCACGAGUUUUUGGAGGGGCCUGUUUGCCAGCCUCCUGUGACUAUGGCCCUUCAAUAGACCUGGCUAAAAUACUUUAAAAGGCUCUGUUCAUGUGAAGUAUGUACUCCAGACAGAGAGACCGACCGUUGGCACUAAAUCUCUGGAAAUGUUUUGGGCAUGGGACCAUGUGCAGUCAGUCAAAAAUUAGACUUCCAGGAAAUUCAUGAACCCCUGAACUGAUCUAGGUGAUUUCUGGAUAUGUUCACCCAGAUCAGGGCAUGUAACUUUUUUUGGGUUUUAUGUAUUUUAAGGUACUUUUGGGGUGGUUUCUUUUUAAUUUUUUUUCUUUGCUUGGAGAUAAUUGGAUUAGAAUUAGUACAGUUACUGGUCCAAUUAUCUCCCAAGCAGAGGGGAGGGAUUGUGUGCUAUGUGUGGGAGUGCCUUACAUUGUAAAUGUGUUACUAUUGGUUUGUGUCCCUGUCACCAACAAGGUCCGUGUGGGCGUACACCUUGCUUGGGAACUUGCAUAAAACGCCAUUGUGGCUCCCAUUAAAGAGUUUUGUUUACCCCUUCAUGAAGUCUUGGCUCAUGUUUGGGGGAUUGGAGAACUACAUUCACUCUGGGGAUUGCUAUAUCCCAAUACUCCCCUGAGUAUAAUCACUAGCUCUUGUAAGGGUCCAGGGUGGGUGGAGGACGGCGAGACCCCAACCAAGCUGCAGUGGUUCGUGGGGUUUAUGGUGUUCCAGUACAGUCCUUAUGGUCCUUGCAAGUACUAGGAAGCAGCGUUUUUGUUUUUUGUUUUUUUAAAAGGAGGUACCCAGGUGGUCCAUCACACUUGACAAACGUGUGCCAUUUCUUCCAUUAAUUUGCUAUUGGCAAACUCUAGUAAAGUUUAAUUUUAAAAUAGAAAAUGAGUAUAUUGAGAUGCAUGCCAAAGACAUUUACUCUUUACGUAUGUAAAUCUGGACCUGGGGGUAUAUUUCAAGUAAGGCUAUGUUUUCAUCAAAGAGAGCAAAUGAAAACCGGCACAGCCAGAUAAUAAUAAUUGAUAAUAAAUCUCGAGGAUUAUUGGUCCUGUCCAGUGUGUUUUUUUGUUUGUUUGUUUGUUUUUUUUUCUCUCCAAAUUCCAUAUGGGGAAAAACUGAGGCAAAAGAGCCACACUAUAAGUAUAGCAGAGUUAGAGAAUGUUCUCAGAUCAGCAAUUGUUGCCUCUGUUUAGCAUUUUAAUGAAUGACCUUGAUACAGUAGGGAUGUAACCACACCUGGUAUUGUUGUAUCUGGUUUCCUUUCAGCUUGCAGUUUACAAGUGCCAUCAUUAACAAGGUUUAUUGGGGUAAAGCUAUAUUAAAAUGCUUUCAGAUAAGAAAAGGGUGUAUGUGAGCAACAUUUUUAAAGUGAAAAUAGCAGGAUUUGGAAACAGACAAAAUGUGAGGCGAAAUGUUUAGACUUCCAAUGCAGUGAGCUUGAAGUGCAGAGAUAGAUUGCGGUAGAUGUUAGAGUGAGGGGAUAAAAAGUUCAGCUUUAGAAAACCACGAAACAUCCAGUUGGAUAUGGAAGAGAGGCAGUUUGGGAUGGAUUCCAGGCGUGCAGCGGUAGCUCUGAGUAUCAUCCACAUGUAGUUGGUAAUGAAAUCCUAAAGAGUUAAAGGGACACUGUGGUGAAAGUAACCUUGCCACUGGGUUUUGGAGAGGCCUCUUGCCCUGUGACUAUGGCCCUUGGGGUGUGUGAAGAGAGCCCCUGUUUUAUGGACUUAGUUUGACUGUUUUAUUCCCCCUUAGUUAAACCCUUAAUACCUUUGUUACAUUCAAACAGUCUGACCCAGUAACUGUCAUAUUCAAACACUGUCUGACCUUUUAACGAUCAGCAUUUUGUUUUCCUCAGAGCAGGAGUGGUUUUACUGCAUGAAUACUGUUGCUUUGUGUGCAUUAAACAGAUUUCUACCCAGCAUUAAGCCUCGGCUCAUGUGUGAGGGGUUAUGCUAUGCUUGUGUCUACAUUCUGCCUGGAAGGAUUAUUCUACUAUUCUAACUACUGGGAGAAGGGAAACCAAGACGGUCAGAGGGUUGGACCGUCACAGACACUAUAGUCACCAGAACAACUACAGCUUAUUGAAUUUGUUCUGAUGAGUAGAAUCAUUACCUUCAGGCUUUUUGCUGUAAACACUGUCUUUUCAGAGAAAAUGCAGUCUUUACAUUACAGCCUAGUGAUAACCUCACUGGCCACUCCUCAGAUGGCUGUUAGAGAUCCUUCCUAAAAAUCCUAAAAUCCAUCCAAACACUCAAUGUGUCCUCCCUCUGCAUGCAGACACUGAACUUUCCUUAUAGAGAUUCAUUGAUUCAAUUCAUCUCUAUGAGGAGGUGCCAGGACUGUGUUUGAAUCAUGCUGGCUCUGCCCCUGAUCUGCCUCAUUGUCAGUCUCAGCCAAUCCUAUGGGGAAGCAUUGUGAUUGGAUCAGGCUACCACUUCUGAUGAUGUCAGCAGGCUGCUUGUUUGUUUUUGAGGCAAACAGCAUGCAGAGUUAAAGCUUCUGGCUUGAAUACAGUAAGAUGUUGCUCUAUUUAUGGAGGCAUGAGGGGCCCACGGGGGCUAGAUGGUGGUUUUAACACUAUAGGGUCAGGAGUACAUAUUUGUGUUUCUGACCCUUUAGUGAUCCUUUUAAUGUUGCUCAAAGAGGCAGUGUAAAUCUGCAAUAAGAGGAUGAAGAGCAGAACGUUAUGGAACACCAACUGAGAAAUGGCAGUGGAAUCCUGAGAGUCUAAAUAAGCCUUUAGAAAGAUCUGAUGAAAAUAGAGGAAAGAAUUGUGUUAAGAGUCCAAGGUUAUGGAGGGUGAAGAAUUGUGGUCAACCGUGCCAGAAGCAGAGAGGAUAAUUAAGCCUGUAGUGACCUUUAGAUUGGGCAAGGAUUAAGUCAUUGGUCACUUUGGUUAGUGCAGUUUCAGUAGAAUGGAGGGAGUGGAAGCCAAUUUGUGUAGGAUCAAGGAGGUUAUUAGUAUUGAGAAAUUGAUCUAGACUGGCAAGCACAAGCCUUUCAAGAGAUUUCGAAGGGGAGAAGUGAUAUGGGACAGUAGUUAGAAGUAGAGUCAAGAGAUGGUGGGAAGAAGGGCGUGGGAGAUUUAGUUUUCUAAAAACCAGCUCCUCUCAGGCUAUAAGAUGUUAAGUGAGGAGCACAGUACAGAUUAGAUGGCGGUCAGACAGAAUGGCGUGUUAGAAAAGUUAGGAACAGAGCAAAGGCUGGAAAAGACCAGGUCAAGGUUACUUGUUUGUAAACUACUGCAGCUGGAAAACAGAAAAGAUUAGAAGGAUCUCAUACGUACACUUUGGGAAGGAAUGCACUAGGUAUUAAUGGUCCAUAGAGUUGACAAAGAACCGAUUUGGGACAGAUGACAUAUUUUGCCUGAAAUAUUCUGUCUGUAAUCUAGGCAUUAAGCAUUAGUGUAGUACUAAAAAAAAAAAUAUAAAAGCAAUGCCAAAUUGGCAAAAAGAGAAAACCGCAGAUAUAGGUUGAGUAAUGGGUAGCUUGUAUGUAAUGUACAGUGUACCUUGUAGCAGUUGCAAUACUAUGAUGUGCUGCAGCCUUGUUGUUCUCAGGAGCCAUUCUAAGAGGAUGUUGCUUGUGUAUGAGACUGAGGCAGAGUGGUAUGUUGUGGUGGAAUGGAGAAGAACUAAUGAAUGAUUUGGUGAUAAUGGAGAUUUACUGUUGGGAAAUGGAGCUUGUGUGGUGGAGAAUGAAGAGGAAAUGUAAUACGUGUUACUUAUUUACUAAACUAUAAGUUGCAGUGACCAAAUAUAGCCUACAAUAGCUAAUCUGGAAAAAAGUGUGGAAGUCAGCAGGCAUUAUACUCUCACUUCUUCAUAUUAAUGGGUUUUUAUGUUAAUCAGGUUUGUGUGGGGGACUCCCUCUACCUGAAACUGACUUGAUAAAGGGAGAUUCUCCCUUAAAGCUGCUCGUUUAAAAAUUAUUUAAGUCCAUUAAAAAUAUUACAGAAUACUAUACUUUUCUACUUUACAUAUACACAACAGUGAUUUCUACAGAAUACCUCCGUGGCAUUUUCCCAUAAUAUACCAUUUAAAUUAAAACGUAAUCCAUAAGGUGAAGUGACUUGGAAAUUAUUCCAGAACCCCAAGAUUGCACUAUUUUUCCCUAAUGAAAUAGAUGCAUAACUAUGAAUUCUACAUUCAAUUUAAAAAAAAAAAAAAAAAAAGCAGCAUGGUUAGUGUUAUAGUUUAUGGGAUAAUAUUAGUGUAAGUGUCCUAUUUCGCCCUGAGAUUAUGGCGCCCUAUUUACAGGAAAUAAUUGCAAAGAUGAUGCUACCAUUCAUGCAAUACAGUAUUGAGUAGAUUAUGUAACUUUUGUUUAGUGCAUACAUAGGGUUUUAAUUUUUUAUAGUUGUUUUUUUCUUUUUUUUUUUACGGAAUUUCUAAUUUUUAUUUCCUUCUUUCUUACAGGUUAUGUCAGAUAAACAGACUCCUAGAAAAGAUGGAAGUAUGGUAUCAAAAGCAAUGGAAUACAUGUUUGGUUGGUAG